AACAAAAUGGCGACGGGAGUUUUAGACGUGGAAGAUGAAUCCAUACUUGCGGCAAUUUUCAAGGACUUGCUGCCCGAUUCCUGGCGGGGGCAGCCCGAUGUUGCUCUGUAUCUGGCCGAACUCAGUUCCUACGGCAUCGAUAAGCUGGGCAGGGAGCCGGACAGACUGGCAGAGGAACGAGCUCACAUCUUAGAACAGACCCAAGACCUGGCCUUCCACAACUACAAAACAUUCAUCAAGACAGCAGAAUGUUCCCAAGACAUCUUCGAGGACUUCAGUCUGGUGGAGGAACGUCUGGAAAAUCUCCUGGAGAAACUGCCGGUGUUUGGGGAGAAGUGUCAGAGUUUCCUGAAGCACGCACAGGACAUCAAUACCCGACGGAGGAUGAACUCCCUCACACUGGCACACCACACACAGCUACUGGAGAUACUGGAGAUGCCACAGCUGAUGGACACGUGUGUGAGGAAUGGUUACUAUGAGGAAGCCCUGGAGCUGGCAGCUCAUGUCAGCAGACUGGAGAAGAAACACUCCAACAUCCCUGUCAUCAUGGAUAUAGUGCGGGAAGUUUCCACAUCCACUGCACUGAUGCUGAGUCAGCUGAUACAACAACUACGGACCAACAUCCAGCUGCCAGCCUGUCUGAAGAUCAUCGGAUACCUCCGCAGAAUGGGAGCAUUCUCUGAGGUGGAACUAAGGAUCAAAUUCCUGCAGGCCAGAGAUACGUGGUACAAGGGUAUCCUACAAGCCAUCCCCAGGGACGACCCCUACCAUCACAUCACCAAGGUGAUUGAGGCCAGUCGUGUGCACCUGUUUGACAUCAUGACUCAGUACAGAGCCAUCUUCUCCGACGAGGACCCUGUCAUGUCCACCAUACAGGACAACUCACCCAGCGAAGGGGCUCUGUUCUAUGGCUGGGUGGUUCAGAAGGUGUCGGACAUCCUGCAGAUGUUGGAGGAGGACUUACAGCAGGGUGUAGGCAGUCGCCUGGAUUCACUGCUAGGACAGUGUAUGUACUUUGGCCUGUCCUUCAGCCGGGUGGGAGCAGACUUCAGGGCGCUGAUCAUCCCGCUCUUCCAACAAGCAGCCAUGAGGAACUUUGUCAGCACAGUGCAGGAGGCCACGGGGAAGUUCCAACAGGACAUGGAGGCCUACACACUGGUGUCCAUCCCCGGGCUGCUGUCUGGGACAGUCAUGCCAUCCAUCAGUCAGUCUGGUGUUGUUCAACUGCCUAUGGGCCUGUUAGAGUUCCCCCCAUUGGCUGCUUACUGCAACGGCCUCCUGACGGGGUUUAAUGAGCUGCGCCUGUGUGCUCCCAUCGGAGUGGUGCCUGAACUAACGACAGUCCUGCAGACGUCCCUGUGUAAGGCAGCAGACGUCAUCCUGGCCUUUCACAGAGCUGAAGAAUCGGCGAUGUCCUCCAGUGAGAAAGAGUUGUUUGGCCAGCUGUGCUCCAGUUUUGCCCACAGUCUGGUCCCCUUUGUCAACAGCUGUCUGCAGGUUAUGUACCCAGCUGCAGCUGUAGCCCAGGUGCUAGGAGUACCCACCGCUGAUGUUGCCAAGUUGUCGGUGUGUGCUGUUGAUGUGGAGACUAUAACCCAGCCUCUACAGGACCUCUUACCUGCCACAACACUGGACACCACCAGUCUAACCAGCCUUCUGAUCACUGACAUCCCAGAGGCUUCGGAAAGCACCAGGGCAGCAGACAGUUCUAGCACUGCACAGAGCAGCAUGGAACAACUACCAGUGACAGGGGAACCUGUAACGUCUGCUGAAGAUGUCAAGGAGCCUGAUGCUACAUCUCCAAAUACAGCAACACCCACAGAUACAGCAACUACAGAUACAGCAACUACAGAUACAGCAACCUCAGAUACAGCAACCUCAGAUACAGCAUCCGAAGCUGCAGCAGCAUCUAAUACACAAGAUACAAUACCAUCAGAGACAACCUCCUUAGAUACAGCACCCACAGAUGCAACAUUAGUGUCUGUUACAGCACCCCCAGUUGAGUCCAUCCCACCACCUGACACCACUCCUGCUGACCUGGACAGGCCUGCCAAUCAAACCAAUGUUGGCAUGGCAACCAUCAGUAAUACUCAGCAGCCAUUGGACAGUGCAAGUAGUUUACCUCCUACAGGAAGCAGCAGUUCUGACCUGCCUCAACAAACAGUUGCAGAGUACAGUGAUGAUGACAUGGGAGAGGACAUACCCAGGCAGUGAGAUUCUUGUUCUACUCUCAGUGAGGACCCCAAAAUGUUAGGGAUUCCCUCAACUUGGUUUGUGAGGAACAUUAGUGGAUAUAAAACUGCAGACUUAACUUUCACAAUUGAGAAAAUGGUUAUAGUACCUCU
Branchiostoma belcheri (Belcher's lancelet) is the source of this 2345-nucleotide messenger RNA. Its product is annotated as conserved oligomeric Golgi complex subunit 8-like. The coding region runs from base 7 to 2214 and encodes 735 amino acids. Gene Ontology annotation, cellular component: COG complex. The transcript has 11 exons. NCBI's taxonomy places the organism in Eukaryota, Metazoa, Chordata, Leptocardii, Amphioxiformes, Branchiostomatidae. Gene Ontology annotation, biological process: intra-Golgi vesicle-mediated transport. The record is from RefSeq and is a predicted model, not a curated record.